GAUAGACCCAGCAGAGCCACGGAGCACAGAGCGGGAGGAAAAUGUUCACUGCAGCCUGCCAUUAAUUCGCUCAUUUUGUUGCUGUUUGGUGACAAAGUGUAAAGUAUUUUCCAUGCUGCCCGUAUGGAAAACCAUUUUUGGGUCCAGCGAAUCCAGACGCAAGGAGAGGCUCACCUAAAGACCGUUGAACACAGAUUGCUCGGUUCAAGUUUCAUCUGUGUGGAGUAGAAAAUACUCCCCUGUCAGCGUGGACCAAUGAUGGCUCUAAUGGUUCACCUGAAGACGGUCGCUCAUCUUCGGGGAAAAGGUGACCGGAUCGCCAAAGUUACAUUCAGAGGUCUGUCCUUCUACAGCCAUGUGGCAGAGAACUGUGAGGAGGCGGCCCACUUUAAUGAGACAUUUCGAUGGCCCAUUGCCAGCAGGCUGGAUGGCAACGAGAUGCUGGAGAUCCAAGUGUACAAUUACAGCAAGGUCUUCUCCAACAGACUGGUGGGGACUUUCUGCAUGGUACUUCAGAAGGUGGCUGAAGAGGGACACCUAGAGCUGACCGACACACUCAUUGAUGAUAACAACACGUCAAUAAAGACCAGUGUUACCAUAGAGAUAAGAUACCAGCCGAUGGACGGCACAGUGGGAGCGUGGAGCGAUGGGGAGUUCCUGGAUGUUCCUGAUGACCGUGACGGGAUGUUUGCCUUUGAAACUGACAGCUUGCUUUCUGGACAAAGCCACGGGUCUGGGACGUCCCCUGGACGGUCCUUACAGGGAUCUAUACCGACCUUCAGAAAAGCAGGGAAAGGAGUGUUCUCAGCCAUGAAGCUCGGCAAGAUCAAGAGCUCUAAAGAAGAUCACAAGAAAGGAGAUGAGCCGGCUGUCCUGGACAUGGAGGACCUGGACAGGAAGGCGAUGCGUCUUGCUGGGACACUGGACCCAGACACCAUCUCUCUGGCCUCUGUCACGGCCGUCACCACCAACGUGUCAAAUAAGAGGUCAAAGCCAGACAUCAAGAUGGAACCGAGCUCUGGACGACCAGUCGAUUAUCAGAUCAGCAUCACAGUGAUCGAGGCUCGGCAGCUGAUAGGGCUCAACAUGGACCCUGUGGUGUGUGUGGAGAUUGGAGAUGACAAGAAGUACACAUCAAUGAAGGAGUCCACCAACUGCCCGUACUACAACGAGUAUUUCGUCUUUGACUUCCAUGUCCCUCCGCACGUUAUGUUUGACAAGAUCAUCAAGCUCUCAGUGAUUCACUCUAAAAACCUUCUUCGGAGUGGGACGUUGGUGGGAACCUUCAAGAUGGAUGUUGGGACUGUUUACUCUCAGCCUGAACACCAGUUCUACCACAAGUGGGCCAUCCUGUCUGAUCCUGACGAUAUCACGGCUGGAUGCAAAGGAUAUAUAAAGUGUGACAUUGCUGUGGUCGGAAAGGGUGACAACAUCAAGACUCCACACAAGGCCAACGAGACUGAUGAAGACGACAUAGAGGGGAACCUUCUGCUCCCAGAGGGCAUCCCAGCAGAGAGGCAGUGGGCAAGGUUUUAUGUGAAGAUCUACCGCGCCGAGGGACUUCCUAAAAUGAACACCAGCAUCAUGGCUAAUGUGAAAAAGGCCUUCAUAGGAGAGAACAGAGACCUGGUGGACCCCUACGUUCAAGUGCAGUUUGCUGGGCAGAAAGGGAAAACGUCAGUCCAGAAGAGCAGUUAUGAGCCAAUCUGGAACGAGCAGGUCAUCUUCACUGAACUGUUCCCCCCACUCUGCAAACGCCUGAAGGUCCAGAUACGUGACUCGGAUAAGGUCAACGACGUUGCCAUAGGAACCCACUUUAUUGACCUACGCAAGAUAUCGAAUGACGGUGACAAAGGGUUCCUGCCCACCCUGGGCCCAGCCUGGGUCAACAUGUACGGCUCCACCCGUCAGUACACUCUGAUGGACGAGCACCAGGACCUGAAUGACGGACUGGGAGAAGGCGUGUCCUUCAGAGCCCGUCUCCUGCUCUCCAUUGCUGUGGAGGUCUUGGACACAACCUCGCCUGAGAUCAUCAGCUCCACUGAGGUUCAGAUGGAGACCGUCUCCAACAUCUCAGAGAGCGCCACAGGGAAAAUAGAAGAGUUCUUCCUCUUUGGUUCCUUCCUGGAGGCCACCAUGAUCGACAGGAAGAUCGGUGACAAAACAAUAAGUUUUGAAAUCACGAUAGGUAACUAUGGCAACCAGAUAGAUGGCGUAAGCAAGCCCUCAUCAGCGAAGAAGAAGAAGAAAGAUGGGGAGAAUGAAGAGGAGGAGAGCGAGCUCAUCCAGAACUCCAGUGAGGACGAGGCGGACGAGGACGGGGACCUGGUCUCGGUGUCCUCCACUCCACUCAUGAAGCCUGUCAUCACUGACAGAAACUACUUCCAUCUUCCCUACUUUGAAAAGAAGCCAUGUGUCUACAUCAAGAGCUGGUGGCAGGACCAGAGAAGACGACUCUACAACUCCAAUAUGAUGGAUAAGAUUGCCGACAAGCUGGAGGAGGGUUUGAAUGAUGUUCAGGAGGUCAUUAAAACAGAGAAGGCCUUUCCAGAGCGCAGACUCAGGGGAGUGCUGGAAGAGCUCAGCGUUGGCUGCAGUCGGUUCGUGACUCUCGCUAACAAGGAUGUGAACCAGGCCGGCAGAACCAAACUGGAUCGAGAACGGCUUAAGUCCUGCAUGAGAGAGAUGGACAGCAUGGGCCAGCAGGCCAAGCAGAUUCGGACUCAGGUGAAGAAGAACACUUUCAGAGACAAACUCAAGCUAGCGCAGAACUUCUUGCAGAGGCUUCGUUUCCUCGCUGACGAGCCACAACACAGCAUCCCAGAUGUCUUCGUCUGGAUGAUGAGCAACAACAAGCGCGUCGCUUAUGCCCGGAUUCCCUCCAAAGACAUCCUGUACUCCAUAGUGGAUGAGGAAACUGGUAAAGACUGUGGUAAAGUCAAAGCUGUCUUCCUCAAGCUGCCCGGUAAGAAGGGCUUCGGUCCUGCAGGCUGGACCGUUCAGGCUAAGCUGGAGCUGUAUCUAUGGCUGGGCCUCAACAAGCAGAGAAAGGACUUCCUCAGUGGUCUGCCUAAUGGUUUUGAAGAGAUUAAAGCUGCUAAAAUGAGCCCCUGUCUUCACUCUGUGCCCCCUGUCAGCCUCAUCUACAACAUGAAGCAGGUGUUUCAGCUGAGAGCACACAUGUACCAGGCCCGCAGUCUGUUUGCUGCCGACAGCAGUGGCCUUUCAGAUCCUUUCGCUCGGGUCUUCUUCUCCACACACAGCCAGGUUACCGAGGUCCUGAGCGAGACUCUGUGCCCUACGUGGGACCAGCUGCUGGUGUUUGACGAUGUGGAGCUGUUCGGGGAGGCCAGCGAGCUGAGAGACGACCCACCAAUCAUUGUAGUUGAAAUCUUCGACCAGGACACUGUGGGCAAGGCAGAGUUCAUAGGUCGGACGUUUGCGAAGCCCACCAUCAAGAUGUGUGACGAGCACUACGGCCCACCGAGGUUCCCACCACAGCUGGAAUACUACCAGAUUUACAGAGGGAACUGCACCGCUGGGGAGCUGCUGGCUGCCUUUGAACUGCUGCAGAUUCCUUUCGAUGCGGAGGAGAUCAGGCGAGCUCUGAUCGCUGUCCAUAACUUUGCUGUUCCUCAAAUAAAGAUUGGUCAAGGAGGCAGGGCUGAUCUUCCUCCCCUCGAAGGGCCAACAGACUCUGAGCGUGGGCCCAUUCUUCCUGUGCCGUUGGGCAUCCGGCCCAUCCUGAGCCGCUACCGCAUUGAGGUUUUGUUCUGGGGUUUAAGGGACCUGAAGAGGAUUAACUUAGCUCAGGUGGACCGGCCACGUGUGGAUAUAGAGUGUGCAGGUAGAGGUGUUCAAUCUGCCCUCAUCCAGAACUACAAGAAAAACCCCAACUUCAGCACCCUGGUCAAAUGGUUUGAGGUGGACCUUCCAGAAAAUGAGCUCUUGCACCCUCCUCUCAACAUCCGGGUGGUGGAUUGCAGAGCGUUCGGCCGCUACAUCCUGGUGGGUUCCCACGCUGUCACCAGCCUGAGACGUUUCAUCUACAGCGCCCCAGACAAGACCUCCAACAACUGGGCCACUGCAGCUAAGCUAAUGAACGGCUACAUGGUCCUUACCAAUGGCGGCUCCCAGCCUCGCUCCUCACCCAGCCUUUCCUCCCGCACCCUCUCUCGCCCUGCAGGUGACAUCAUCGUCAACAUGGACACGGAGUCUCUGGUCCGAAAGAUGGACACAGUUGUCAAGUUAGACGCCAUGUCUGAUGCUGUUGUAAAAGUUGACAUGACCGAGGAGGAGGGUGACAAAGAGAAAAAGAAGAAGAAGAAGAAAAAGAAGGGAGGAGUCGAAGAAGAGGAGGAGACGGACGAGAGUGUGCUGGACUGGUGGUCCAAAUAUUUUGCUUCAAUAGAGACACUGAAGGAGACCCUCAGAGCCCAGGAGGCGGCACAGGCAGAGGCGGAGGAGAGAGAGGACCUGGAGAUAGCAGCAGAGUCGGCAGAUAUCAAACCCGAUGACCUUCUUCCGAAAGGCACCAAGACAAAAGAAAAGAGCAGAGAGAAGAAGAGCUCCAAGGACAAGAAGAAGAAUCAGGCUGCAGACGGGACUGAGAAACGACCGGUUAAAGCAAAAGUGGACGAGCUGAUGGUGUACAACAAGGAGCUAGAGACUGAGUAUGGUAACUUUGAAGACUGGCUUCACACCUUCAACCUGUACAGAGGGAAAGCUGGGGACGACGACGAACAUGCUCUGGAUGACGACAGGAUUGUUGGCAGAUUCAAGGGCUCCCUAUGUAUGUACAAGCUACCUCUGUCUGAGGAGAUCACCAGAGAGGCAGGAUUUGAUCCUAACAUGGGCAUGUUCCAGAGCAUUCCUCAUAACGAUCCAAUCAACGUCCUUGUCCGUGUCUAUGUGGUCAGGGCUACAGAUCUUCAUCCUGCUGAUAUCAAUGGGAAGGCUGAUCCGUACGUGGUCAUCAAGCUGGGCAAAUCAGAGGUCAAAGACAAAGAGAACUACAUCUCCAAACAGCUCAAUCCUGUAUUUGGCAAAUCAUUUGACAUUGAGGCCACGUUCCCCAUGGAAUCCAUGCUAACAGUGUCAGUGUACGACUGGGACUUGGUCGGCACUGACGACCUGAUCGGAGAGACAAAGAUUGACCUGGAGAAUCGUUUCUACAGCAAAUACAGAGCCACCUGUGGCAUCUCAUCCAACUACUCUGUCCAUGGAUACAAUGUUUGGCGGGACCCUAUGAAGCCCAGCCAGAUCCUGGCUAAGCUCUGUAAGGACGGCAAGAUCGAUGCACCUCAUUAUGGGCCUGGCGGCAAAGUCAAGGUAGCGAGUCGAAUCUUCCAGGGACAGACAGAGAUUGAAGAUGAGAAUGGUUUGAAGAAGCAGACCGAGGAGCAUCUGGCUCUGACAGUGCUGAACCACUGGGAGGAGAUCCCGAGAUUGGGAUGCAAGCUCGUCCCUGAGCACGUGGAGACCAGACCCCUGCUGAACCCCGACAAGCCCGGCAUCGAACAGGGCCGUAUUGAGAUGUGGGUGGACAUGUUUCCUAUGGACAUGCCUGCUCCUGGACCUGCGAUUGACAUAUCACCACGGAAACCAAAGAGCUUUGAGCUUCGUGUUGUUAUUUGGAACACUGAUGACGUAAUUCUAGAGGACGAUGCUUUCAUGACAGGAGAGAAGAUGUCUGACAUCUAUGUCAGGGGGUGGCUGAAAGGGCAGCAGGAGGACAAGCAGGACACAGAUGUGCACUAUCACUCCCUGACCGGUGAGGGCAACUUCAACUGGCGCUUCGUCUUCCCCUUCGAUUACCUCAUGGCCGAGGAGAAGAUCGUCAUCUCUAAGAAAGAGUCCAUGUUUUCCUGGGAUGAGACCGAAUACAAGAUCCCUCCUCGCCUCACACUGCAGGUCUGGGACGCCGACCACUUCUCUGCUGAUGACUUCCUGGGUGCGAUUGAGCUGGACCUGAACCGGUUCCCCCGUGGCGCCAAGACGGCCAAGCAGUGCUCCCUCGACAUGAUCCGAAAUGAGCAGGAGCUUCCCACCAUUUCCAUCUUCAAACAAAAGAGAGUGAAAGGCUGGUGGCCGUUUGUUGCCCGUGAUGAGAACGAUGAGAUGGAGCUCACGGGUAAAGUAGAGGCUGAGCUUCACCUGGUGACAGCAGAAGAGGCAGAGAAAAGUCCUGUAGGACUCGGACGAAAUGAGCCAGAUCCACUGGAGAAACCAAACCGCCCAGACACCACCUUCCUGUGGUUCCUGAGCCCGCUGAAAGCCAUCCGCUACCUGGUGUGCAACCGCUACAAGUGGCUGAUCAUCAAGAUCGUGCUGGCCCUGCUGCUACUCAUCAUGCUGGGCCUCUUCCUCUACAGCAUGCCAGGCUACCUUGUCAAGAAACUGCUGGGGGCUUGAAAGGCUGCUGGCAAGACAGGAAGGGGCGGGGUGAGGGUGGGGGGGUGGGAGGUGGUUAAGCGGAUGGGUGGGUGAAAGGAGGGAGACGCAGAGGGAGAACGUCAUGUCUCCCUCAGUCUCAGAAAAAAGGCGCUUUCGGGAGUCCGAGUGCAUUAUUUCUCCUCUCUAAUCCAUUCUGAUCUUCCUGUACAGAUCGCCACCUUUCCACCUUAGCUCUGAGGGGAAAGGCGAACACCACCCGAAAUACCCCUUCCCUCCCGCCGCCCCCCCCCCCCCCCCCCCCCCACACACACACACACACACACACACAGUCAUGAGAAACACUAAUCCUCAAUCCGAUCUGCAGCAAGACUAACUGAUCCACUGCUCACUAUCUACACUCCAUCCUUGAACUGAGUGAACAGCAAUCACACGCCACAACGUAACCCCCUAAUCUUCUCCUCAAGCAACGUCACGACAAUGAAUGUUUCUUUAUCGGUUUAUACUGCUUGUAACUUAUUUAUUCAUUUAUUUUAUUAUUUAUUAUCAGAGUGUUGGGUUGGUGGUCAGACGAUUGCAUGGACAUUCAUUUCAAGUGAUGCUGUAAGAUCUCCCAUUAGUGCUACAACAUCUGCUAUUGAUUUAGGUUAAUAGGGAACAAAUGAACAAUAUUUUUCGUAACACUUGGCUUCAACCCCCACCCCCCCAUGUUUAGCAUUUAUAAACGCUAUAUAAACAUUUAAUAAAUGGUUUACUGUACAACACGCUGUAAUGUAGUUGUAAGCACAUAUAAGGACAUUUCAAAUGUUUAAGAAUGUACAGUAUUUGUCAACAAUUAAACUUUUCCUGUGAAGACAUAUUUUACCUUUUUUAUUAUAUUGUCCUUCAUUCACAUCUGUUUAUACACCAGCUUCCACUUAUGUGUGCCCACGAACACUUAAAUCUGCCUACAACUACAUUACAGUGUGUCAUAAACUAUUACAUGUUUAAAUGCUGCUUAUAAAGGAUAAAUAUGGGAGGUCAAAGCAAAGUGUUACCAUUUAUUUUUUAAUUAUUAUAGCACUUGCGGUCUUUGCACACUUGAAGAAUAUAAUGAAGAAACACAAAAUAAAGAUGUCUAUUUUCCUAAUGAAAUUCAAUGAGACAUGAACAAGAUGACUUCAAAAUUAAACAAAUAAUAAAACCAUGAAUAAGCUCUCUACAGGGUUUAGUUAAACUGUCAUGUUUAAUCUUUUCCAUCAAAGCAACCAAGCCAGACAUGGAUCAAACUGUAUUUGCAAGUAAUUUGAAAAAAAAACAACAACAUACUUUUAUCCCAUUUUUCUUUAAAUAUAUAUAAUUACCUUAUAAAGCACAGUUCAGCCUGUUCUCUCAGAAUACCCUCUGCUUAGUCUGUAAAUUCUCUUAAUGUCACUGUCUUGUGUCAAUAAAAUCCUCACAGGAGAAUGAAACAAAUUAUUUGCAAAUAUCAUUUGACUGAUUGAAAUGUCCUCAAAUGCAACAAAUACUUAGCAGUUAUUACUGUUUUCUACCUGAAUGUAGAAUUAUAUGUCAAUAUGCAUGCGUCAUUGUGAUAACUGACCACAGAGGUCAUGUGUGUUGGCAUGACUUGUCUUUCCAGCUCGACACAAACCAAAUCACCAACUCAACUGUCUAACAUUACAGAUUAUGGGAAGAUGGAAGUACAAUUAAAGUGCACUUGAGCGGAGUAGUAAAAUGGGUCCGCGUUGAUUCUGAAAACUCUGGCCCUGUCUCCAUAUCAGAUGGCGUCGUUUGCAGUGUCCAUUAUCCCCUUUUCAAAUUUUGCCUGUGCUUGACCUCAUUUGUGUUGCAGUCUUUGUGAUUCUGAUUUUCACAGAUUACAGUUAUUGUUUGCACUAAACUUGCCUGUUUUUACGAUGAAUUUGUGUAUUUAUAUAUCUGUUGAAAUGUGUGGGAUACUUAUUUUUUUUCUGUUUUGGCAAUUUGAAAUAAACUGAAUUCCAUGCA
Seriola aureovittata is the source of this 8382-nucleotide messenger RNA. RefSeq names its product otoferlin a (gene otofa). Gene Ontology annotation, cellular component: synaptic vesicle membrane; presynaptic active zone membrane. The record is from RefSeq and is a predicted model, not a curated record. The transcript is spliced from 47 exons. NCBI's taxonomy places the organism in Eukaryota, Metazoa, Chordata, Actinopteri, Carangiformes, Carangidae. Bases 256 to 6414 code for a protein of 2052 amino acids. Gene Ontology annotation, molecular function: calcium ion binding; AP-2 adaptor complex binding. Gene Ontology annotation, biological process: plasma membrane organization; synaptic vesicle priming.